AUGAAAUUCAAUUUAUUUAAUUGUAAAGGUUUUCGGAAGAAGAAGCACGUACCACAAGGUGGAGCUAUUUUAGAUCAAGUCAUAUCCGAAUCAUGUUCGCCUAAUAACAAAGUUCUUCUCUAUAAGUUGGCAAAUUAUAAAUUAGGUGGUGACUUAAUUGAUGCCUUCAACAUUGGCGGCCAACAUGCUGUGGAAGAAUUAAUUCGCGAGCAGUUUGGCGUGUUCAUGUAUAAAGGUGGCAAGGGUCAAAUCAUAAAUCGUGCUGAAUAUUUAAGAUGGAAAUAUAUGGAAAAUGCUGAAGUUUCCAUUCCCAUCGAAGCUUCUCUUUCAUCACAUGACCCUCUUGGCAAGUGGACCGAUCAUAAAGCGUGUUGGCAGAUGCAAUAUCGUGGCGCGUUAGGUGAAAGCCUACUUCACGUUCUUAUUUUAUGCGAUACAAAAGUGCACACGAAGUUGGCCCGUUUGCUUAUUCGAGUGUUUCCCGAGCUCGCUUUAGACGUGAUGGAAGGCGAAGAAUAUUUGGGAGCAAGUGCUUUACAUUUAGCUAUUGCUUAUUCUAACAAUGAACUCGUAAAUGAUUUGAUUGAUGCUGGUGCUGAUGUUCAUCAACGUGCUAUUGGUCGUUUCUUUCUUCCGAAAGAUCAACAAAGUAAUACUCCAGUCAAGAACACAGAUUAUGAAGGUCUUGCUUACUUAGGAGAAUAUCCGUUAGCUUGGGCAGCAUGCGUUAACAAUGAAUCGGUGUAUAAUUUAUUGUUGGAGGUCGGCGCUGAUCCCGACGCACAAGAUUCCUUUGGUAAUAUGAUUCUUCAUAUGGUAGUUGUUGGCGAUAAAUUGGAUAUGUUCGGUUAUGCUCUAAGGCAUCCAAAGCUUCCCGCUAAGAAUGGCAUCGUAAACAAGGCCGGUCUCACACCACUCACAUUAGCAUGUAAACUCGGUCGAUCGGAAGUCUUUCGCGAAAUGUUGGAAUUAAGUUGUCGUGAGUUUUGGAGAUAUAGCAACAUUACAUGCUCUGCUUAUCCGCUUAACGCAUUAGACACUCUCAUGCCAGAUGGUAGCACAAAUUGGAACGCUGCUCUCAUUAUAAUUUUAAAUGGAACCAAGCCAGAGCAUUUGGAUAUGCUCGACGGAGGUAUCAUUGAGCGUUUAUUGGAAGAAAAAUGGAAAACUUUUGCACAACAUCAGUUUCUGAAACGUCUUCUUAUUCUCUUCAUUCAUUUGUUUUUCAUGUCAAUUUCGGUGUACACGAGGCCGUCUCGUACUAAACAAUCACAUAAAGAUGAUGAUGAUGAUGAUGAUGAUGAUGUCAGUGGAGAUGAUGAACUUGCCUCUGAAGCUCUUGUCAUGGAAGAAGGUCUGGAUGUACAAACAAUCAUUCGUUAUUGUUGUGAAUGUGCGACAAUAGCUGGCGUCAUAAGUUUCGUGGUUUUCCAACAAGGCGAUGAACUUAAAAACCAAGGAUUGAAAGCAUUUUUAAAGCAAUUGAAACAAGCACCUGCUAAAGCCAUUUUUCUUGUUUCUAACUUGCUGAUUCUGUCAUGUAUACCAUGUCGUAUCAUGGGUGAUGAUAUACUCGAAGACCGACUUUUAUGUUUUGCUGUUCCCGGCAGUUGGUUUUUGCUGAUGUUCUUCGCUGGUGCCAUCCGAUUGACUGGACCCUUCGUCACAAUGAUUUAUUCUAUGAUUACUGGCGACAUGUUUACCUUUUCCAUCAUUUAUAUCAUCGUUUUGUUUGGAUUCUCCCAAGCAUACUUCUUCCUUUAUAAAGGACACGAAAAUGUCGAUGAAACACCUUACGGAACAUACGCAAGUACAUGGAUGGGCAAUACUUACGCGUACGUCAUUGAACAAUCCGAGAAGGAGUUCAUGAAACAAUGGGCAAAGAUUGUCGUCACACUUGAGCGCGCCAUUCCACAGACCGACGCACAGAAAUAUCUCGAAGAAUAUUCCAUUGGUUUGGGACCUUCCGAUGAUCCGCGUUUUGAACAACGAGGCGUAAUGGUGAUUAAAUCAAAAAGCAAAACAAGAGCAAAACAACGUAAAGGAGCUGUCAGCAAUUGGAAAUGGGUUCUGAAAACGACACUUGGUGAGCUAAAGAAACGUGGCAUGACGGGCGAGGAAAUGAGGCGUUUAAUGUGGGGUCGAGCGUCCAUAACAAGUCCAAAAAAAGUAUCAAAAAAGAAGAAGCAUAUUGAAGAGGAAGAUCCUUUUGGAUUGACAGCAGCUUUAGAUCAAAUGUCUUUCGCUCAAGAUAUCGUGAUGAUAGAAUCCGAUCCAACACGAAACACAACGGUUGUUCAAAUGACAUCAACAUCAACAACAACACCGAUUACAGUUGAACCGCAACAAACACCACCACCUGACUACUCUACUGUCACAGACAUCGUCACAAGUGAACCAUCAAGCGUCACGCAACCUCCGACGAGUGACAAGGUUCAAAUCAAAACCACCGGCAAAGCGACGCCUUCGUCUACAACUCAGUCAAAAGCCCCUACCGCAACAACAACACCCGCAAAAGGCAUUCCAGAGAAAACGUUCAACGAUCCGCUCCGUGACUUGAUACUUUUAUCUGAAGUCAUUUUGAUUGAUGACGAAGUUGAGUUUUUGCGGAAUGUUAAGUCAUUAGCUGAAGACUCUUCGUGCUUAGAUUACGUGCUGGAAGUCAAAAGCACGGACCUGUAUAAUCAGUUACAACAGCAAAGGAAGCAAGAUUUAAUGAAGUCAAAUACGCUCGAACAAGGCAUAAGUUUGUUCCAAAAUCCUAAGGAGAUUGUAGAUCCGGUGAAAGAAGCCGAAUUUUUGAAAACACUCGAAGCAUUAGAUGACACAGAUGACAGUGAUGCAGUGGAGAAACCGGUGCUUGGAAAAAUAUCGCUCGUACGACGAGCAAAGUCAGCUGCGACAAGAACGUCGGCAACUGACAAGAGAAAAAGCGAUGAACAUCCGUUGUGUAACUUAGCAUGGGAAGACAUUGAGAAUGGAGACGAAAAUUCCAUAAUUAAUUGGAUCUAUGAUGGUGACAGAUUAAAGACGGGCGAUGACGACGAUGAAAUUGUCACUGUUGAGGAUGUUAAGCGGAAGAUGGAAAUGCUACACUUGAAUCGUAAAAGCUCUGCUGACAGCGAAUCAACAUCCGAGCAUGCAAGAUCAAAGAAGAAAUAUAAGAAAGUCUAUCGAACAGGAAGAAACAACAAGGUAUCGCCCGAAGAGUCAAAAGAUGACGAUUCGUCUAAACAGCGACGUGGAAAGUCUGCACCAAUUGCAUCAAUUGAAAUCUCACGACACAUAAAGGAAAAGGUUGCUGUUGAUGGUGGGGUGCAAUCACCACCUGAUCCCCUUGAGCCUUGGAGCACAAAAAAUAUUAAAAGCAUCAACAACAUUCUCGAUUCGUCUGAUCGAGAGUAG
This is a messenger RNA of Clunio marinus, 3405 nucleotides long. The record is from the annotation of a GenBank genome assembly. NCBI's taxonomy places the organism in Eukaryota, Metazoa, Arthropoda, Insecta, Diptera, Chironomidae.